Molecule: messenger RNA, 1773 nt
Organism: Penicillium pulvis
Lineage: Eukaryota; Fungi; Ascomycota; Eurotiomycetes; Eurotiales; Aspergillaceae
Product: fungal specific transcription factor domain-containing protein
Exons: 7
Coding region: 1-1773 (590 amino acids)
Biological process (GO): DNA-templated transcription
Molecular function (GO): zinc ion binding; DNA binding
Source: RefSeq, a predicted model, not a curated record
AUGGUCCAUGUCGAAAUUGUGAAACCUACAAGGUCGAUUGUAAAGCCACUCGAGCCGACGAGUCACAAUGAUGUUCAUCCCAUCAUUACACCCCCAGCUUCGAGGCAACCUGGUUUCAUUAAUGUGCGAGAGCCAAGCUAUCGGUCACCUAUCGCGAAUACGUUGUCUAGCCGCCAUGACGCCGAUCAGCUUCCGGAAGUACUCGAAGAAGGUUCAACUCCGCCUAUCACCUGCUCUACUGUCUUCGGCCAUACAAACGAAAGCUUGCAGGGGGUUGUGACCAUUGAACAAGCCGCAGUACCACAACGCUCUAAAUAUGCAGGAAAGAUCUCGACCCAGGUCUUAGCAAAAUCCGCGGAGGAGCUUUUCCAAGAUAGGCAAAUCCGCAUUCGAGUCAUGGGGUUCUUUCGUCCUCUCAUGAGCUUUGCGGAGGAUAUUCCUGUCCCGUCCAUGGAGUAUUAUCCAAUCGUUGACAGAUCGACAGCCGACAGUUAUGUCCAAGCGUACUUUACCAGUAUUAACAGACUGUUUCCAAUCCUUUCUGAGGCCCAGUUUUGGCCUGUGUACGAGGAGUUUUAUCGCAUUGGGUUCUCUAUCGACGCCGUCUUUGUUUGCAGUCUGAAUUUGGUGCUGGCCCUGGGGGCACGACAGAACGAGUCAUCGGCAGACUCGACAAGGUUAUUUGCUGCUGGCUGGGAAUUAUACGCCCGGGUGAUCUCCGUGCCUUACUUUGCCAGUGUCCAAGCUUUACUUCUCAUGGCCCUUGAAUUGAUGCACUGUGACAAAGACGGCCAAGCUAUGCUAGCCGUGGGUACAGCUGUCCGCAUCUCCCAGUCACUUGGGAUACACAGGUCCCUCUCUGCCCACAAACAGCCACGCGAAAGGGGCUUUGUUGAGAAAGAGUAUCAUCUCCGAAGUCGCGUUUGGUGGGCAUGUUACUGUUUGGACAAAAAAUUAUCCUUUGAGAUCGGUCGGCCAUCUGCGAUAAACGAUGCUGAAUGUGAUGUUGACCCUCCAGGUGAUCUCUGUCGAACGCCCUCUUCAGAUAUGAUACUCCCAGAGGAUGAGUCGCUUUUCGGGCUGAUGGUAGAACUAUGCCAAAUACAAUCAGCAAUGAUUUCUCGAUUGUUCUGUACAGCGGCAGAGGAUAACCCUAGUCUGAUACAAGAAAUUGAAGCAAUGGAUCAGCGACUACUUUUGUGGAAGGAAAGCUUUCCUUCAGGGCUCCGGAUUGAUGAAGAUUUGACCGGGGCCAAUACCCGUCUGAAAUCGGUUGGUUGCCUACUGCUGCAUUGUCGCGCUCUCGCUCGGACUCUCAAUGACCUUGUCAGUACACCUUUGAGCUGGCCAAUUGUCAGGUGGACAACGUCCUAUAUUUUGAAUGUGCUAUUCACGCUUUACAUUGGUAUCAUGAAGAAUAUUGUUCAGUGGACGACGGAGACGGAUAUUGCCCUACUUAAGACUAUGCGGCACUGCUUUUCCAAGAGCAAUGAUAAUCUCUUAGCAAUAUCAUCGUUCGAUGCUCUAUUGGACUCGCUCCUAAAUGCUAUUGACGUCAAAAAGCAGCGAAUGUUGUCGCAAUCAAUUGCUGCUCCAGAUCCUGUCAACUCGGGUCUUGGAAAUGGUCAUGGCGUACCCAUGGCUGAGGAAUCUGAGAUCGACUUUUCUUUUGGUGAUUUCUUUGGGUUAAAUGGGAACUCGAAUGCACUCAUGUCGAUGCAAUUCUGGCCUGUGGAUGUAGAGCACCCCAUAGAGGCAGAUGAACUAGUCUGA